AUGGCCGAUGGCGACUCAAGUGAAACCGUGGCCUCUCAACAGAAGGAGGAAAGAGAAGAAAAGCAAGACGACCUGAGUUCGUCGGAUAGUUCAGAAUCCGAAUAUGAGUCCGACGACGCAUCGGAAGGUGAAUACGAAGAGGAAGAACCACUCAUUUUUACUCGACGGACAGAGGAGCUGACGGAGGCGGACAACAAUGAGGAAACGAACAUUAGACGGCUUAAUAAAGCCCUCGGCGGAAAGCUCGUGAAGAAGAUGCAAGAAGAGGAGGAAGAGACCGUUGUGUAUCAUGAAGACCUCUUUGAUUUUCCCAAAGACCCUGAGAAUUGGACUGAGGAGGACCUGCAGGAGCUUUGGAUGGAUGCUCCAUUGGAAAUGGAAAAGCCUGGUUGGGACCCAAUUUGGGCUGACGAGAAGGAUUGGGAGGUAAUGAGGGACGAGGUUGAGGCUGGGAAAGAUCCUCCGAUAGCGCCAUUCUACGUCCCUUAUCGGAAGCCAUACCCUGUAAUUCCAGAUAACCAUUUUGAUAUACCAAAUGCAAAAUCAGUGAUUGAAGAAUUGGAUAGAAUUGAGGAAUUUCUCAAAUGGGUCAGCUACAUUUUUCCUGAUGGAAGCUCGUAUGAAGGAACUGUUUGGGAUGAUUUGGCUCAUGGUAAAGGUGUUUACGUUGCUGAACUGGGGCUGGUCAGGUAUGAAGGUGAAUGGGUUCGGAACAAUAUGGAGGGUCAUGGGGUGGUUGAGGUUGAUAUUCCUGACAUAGAACCUGUGCCUGGUUCCAAGCUCGAGAAAAAGAUGCGUGCGGAAGGAAAAAUAAUCUCGAGAGAUUAUAUGACUCCAGAAGACAAAAAUUGGCUGGAAAUGGAUAUUGAAGAUAGUAUCCAUCUGGCUGGAGGAAAUUAUGAGAUUCCUUUUUACGAGAGACAGGAAUGGAUCAAAUAUUUCGGAGGGAAACCGGAGAAAGGUCGGUACCGUUAUGCUGGUGAAUGGAAGCACGGCAGGAUGCAUGGAUGUGGAGUGUAUGAAGUUAACGAACGUCCAAUAUGGGGCAGGUUCUAUUUUGGGGAGCUGUUGUAUGAUUCUACUGGAUGUGAUGAGGACACUUCAGCGCUUCAUGCAAGCUUAGCAGAAGUUGCUGCAGCAAAGGCCCGAAUGUUUGUCAACAAACCUGAUGGAAUGAUUAGAGAAGAGAGAGGUCCAUAUGGUGAUCCUCAGCAUCCCUAUUUCUAUGAGGAAGAAGAUACAUGGAUGGCGCCAGGUUUCAUCAAUCAGUUUUACGAAGUACCUGACUACUGGAAAACGUACGUGCACGAGGUAGAUGAGGAGAGAGAAAUGUGGUUAAAUUCGUUUUAUAAAGCUCCGCUGAGAUUACCAAUGCCUGCAGAACUUGAAUACUGGUGGGCACAAGAUCAUACUCCCGAGUUCGUUCUCGUCAACAAGGAACCAGAGCCUGAUCCUGAAGAUCCAUCAAAGCUUGUAUAUACUGAAGAUCCUCUCAUCCUACACACACCAACAGGACGGUUAAUCAAUUAUGUUGAGGAUGAGGAGCAUGGGGUUCGCAUGUUUUGGCAGCCACAGGUGGAAGAAGAGGAAGAUGUAGACCCGGAGAAGGUCGAGUUCUUACCACUUGGCUUUGAUGAGUUUUAUGGGACAAAGACACCUGAAAAGAAGGAAAACAUUUUGAUGCGGCUCGUAUCCACCCUGGAAAAGGGAUUGAAACCGAAACUCGAAAAAAUUGGAAAAUGGGCUGAAGAGAAAAAGAAAGAGAGUGAGUUGAAGAAGCAACUAAUUGAAAAGGAACUUGAACUGAUAGAAGCUGAAAUUUGUUUGGAAGAGGCAAUAGAGGAUAUGGAUGAGAUGCUGAAAAGGAAAGAGAAAGAGGAAGAGGAAGAGGAAGAGGAAGCAAAGAAGGGUUUGCUUGAUGAAGAUGUUACUUCAUCAACCAACCAAGAUAAAAAGGCUUCGGCCGAAGAGGAAGGUGAAGACGACGAAGACGACGAAGACGAUGACGGGGAUGAUGCUCCACCGUCUAGUUUUGAUGCUCCACCUUCCAGUUUUGGCUCUGUUUCAGCUGAUCAAAAGCCAAGCAAGCCACGAGAUUCACCAUUUUCUACAGCUUCACUGCAUUUUGCUUCUAGUACUCUUGUUUCAGGGGUACCAUCCAGACUGAUUCAAUCCAUUUUGCCCUGGACCAAGGGUAGAUCGACGUUAAAGGCGCCACCACCGUCCUCACGUGAUGACCGCCACUGUUGCUCGGAAUCGUUUCAUUCUGUCUGUUUUCCAAGGAUGCCAAGCUCAAGGGGAAGCUUGAAGGCCAUUGUACCAUCAAAAUUGCAGAACAAAUCCAGAAUCCACCCAAUUCAAAAGAAAUUGCAGCUGCAGCUGCGUUCAAGAGCUGAAUCUCAUUCAUACCACCACUUAGUUUCGUUAAAUCCCGACGAGUUUCCGAUGUGUAAUGGUCAGUUCUCCGAAACAGGAGGGAUUAAACACAGCAUACUGUCUUGGCACACACCAUUAGAUGAGUUGGAAUCAUAUGCAGAAACUACCAAAAGAUAGGCUUUUGUAUAACUUUUUCUUCACUUGAUUUCAGAGAUAAAUUUUGCAAGAACUACAUUGGAUUAGUUGUAUUUCUUUAAACGUACAUCACAUGGCGAUGAAAUGGGUUUCAGGCCGCUUUUAAAAUUAA
Cucurbita pepo subsp. pepo (vegetable marrow) is the source of this 2683-nucleotide messenger RNA. RefSeq names its product MORN (Membrane Occupation and Recognition Nexus) repeat-containing protein. Lineage: Eukaryota; Viridiplantae; Streptophyta; Magnoliopsida; Cucurbitales; Cucurbitaceae. The record is from RefSeq and is a predicted model, not a curated record.